AUGCAUUUCUUAUCUUUUGUUUGUCUAGCUAGUGUCGCGUAUGCAGCAUCACGCACCACUGCUCCCUCCGGGUCUAUCGUUGUAGCCAAAUCUGGUGGUCAUUAUGACACUAUCAGCUCUGCUGUUUCCGCUCUGAGUACCACCACCACUAAGACCCAGAUAAUCUACAUCGAGAAGGGCACAUAUGCGGAGCAGGUUUACAUUCCAGCAUUAGAGGGUGAACUCAUUAUUUAUGGUGAAACAGAAGAUACAUCUACGUAUUCCUCAAACCUCGUUACAAUCACCAGCGGAAUCGGGUACCCUGCUACUAAGAACGAUGAUAAGACUGCCACAUUGCGAAACCAUGCCAAAAACAGCAAAAUAUAUAACAUCAAUGUCAAGAACACCUAUGGUAAGGGUCACCAGGCUCUCGCACUAAGUGCCUAUGGCGAAUACCAAGGAUACUAUGGCUGUCAGUUUAUUGGCUAUCAAGACACCGUCCUUGCCGAAGAGGGAUAUCAGGUUUAUGGAAAGUGCUUGAUUGAGGGAGCUAUUGAUUUCAUCUUUGGCCAAUAUUCACCGGCUUGGUUUGAUAGCUGUGAUAUUCGCGUUGUUAGCGGGCCUACUCAGGGUACAAUUACGGCUAAUGGUCGUGUUUCCAGCUCUGGAACUUCUUACUUUGUCAUCAACAAAUCCACUAUCGAGGCUGCAUCCGGUAAUUCUGUGUCCAAUGGUGCCUACUACCUUGGCCGUCCCUGGUCUGAGUACGCGCGGGUUGUCUUCCAAGAAACAACAAUGUCCAGCGUCAUAAAGUCGGCAGGUUGGAUUGAAUGGUCCAGCUCCACCCCAAAUACUGAACAUGUUAUUUUCGGCGAGUAUGGCAACUCUGGCGAUGGUAGCGAAGGCACUCGUGCGAGCUUUGCCAGCAAGCUUCGCUCUGCAGUCAGCAUUACUACGAUCCUCGGCAGCGACUAUAAAGACUGGGUCGAUACCGACUACUUAUCCUAG
Aspergillus ochraceoroseus IBT 24754 is the source of this 987-nucleotide messenger RNA. It is a transcript of the gene pmeA, whose product is annotated as putative pectin methylesterase. The transcript has 6 exons. The record is from RefSeq and is a predicted model, not a curated record. Lineage: Eukaryota; Fungi; Ascomycota; Eurotiomycetes; Eurotiales; Aspergillaceae. Gene Ontology annotation, molecular function: pectinesterase activity. Gene Ontology annotation, biological process: cell wall modification. The coding region runs from base 1 to 987 and encodes 328 amino acids.